Messenger RNA from Penicillium pulvis, 1869 nucleotides. Its product is annotated as GMC family oxidoreductase. The transcript has 5 exons. Gene Ontology annotation, biological process: secondary metabolite biosynthetic process. The record is from RefSeq and is a predicted model, not a curated record. NCBI's taxonomy places the organism in Eukaryota, Fungi, Ascomycota, Eurotiomycetes, Eurotiales, Aspergillaceae. The coding region runs from base 1 to 1869 and encodes 622 amino acids. Gene Ontology annotation, molecular function: flavin adenine dinucleotide binding; oxidoreductase activity, acting on CH-OH group of donors.
AUGGCUCCAUCUGUGUUUACUAAGGCUUUCCUGUCUCUAUGGACCUUUACCUCUGCUGUCCGCGCCUAUCCAAACGGUCCAUGGUACCAGGUUCCAUUGGGCGAAAAUGUCCUGGGAGAUCCCACAAGAUACCCUACUGCCGACGACAAACACGUGGAUUAUGUCGUCGUGGGCGGUGGUGCAUCGGGUCUCACUGUGGCCGCUCGCCUGUCCGAAGAUCCUUCAGUCACUGUGGCAAUUGUUGAGGCGGGUUCAUUUUAUGAACAAACUGGCAACCACAGUGAAGUCCCAGGAUACGCUGCGGACUUCUUGAAAGGAAAUAUCCCCCCUGCCCUGGAUUGGGGAUUCAAUACCACUCCACAGGAAGGUGCCGAUGGCCGCGUGAAACAUUUCACAAAUGCAAAGACCCUGGGCGGCAACUCUGCCUUUAAUCUGAUGGCCUACAUGGCCACCAGCACGGGUGCAUUGCAGAAGUGGGCAGAUGAGGUUGGCGAUGAUUCCUGGACUUAUUCAAAUGUAGCCAAGUACUUCCAGAAGAGCUUGAACUUCACAGGCAUUGAUCCCAGCAAGCGACGACUCAACGCAACCCCGGAACUGGAUACCAGCCAUGUGGGACAUGGUGGUCCCCUGGACGUCACAUACGCUAAUUACGGCCAGCCGUUCAGCACCUGGAUUAAGAAGGCAUUUGACCUAGCGGGUAUGUUACCCGUCGGAGGUUUCAUGUCUGGGGAUAUGUUCGGGAGCAGCUGGGUCUUGGACACAAUCAAUCACACUGAUGGUAAGCGGGCGUCGUCGUCAAAGGCCUUUCUGCAGCCCAUCUUGGGGCAACGAAAGAAUCUGUUCUUGUAUAAUGUCACUUUGGCAGAGAAGGUCUUGUUCAAUGACAAGACCGCGACCGGUGUGCAAGUAUCCCGAGGAAAGACUACUUUUACCUUGUCUGCUGCACAUGAGGUAAUAAUCACAGCUGGUGGAUUGAUGACCCCACAGCUGCUCCAAGUCUCGGGUGUCGGCGACGCAAAUCUUCUCAAGAAGUACAAUAUUCCUGUCGUCCUCGAUGCGCCGAGUGUAGGGCAGAACAUGGAAGAUCAUAUCAGCUUUGGAAUCGGCCACAAGGUCGAUGUGCAGACCAACUCGGCCCUGAAAUACAAGGACCAAUAUGACGAGGCUGUGAAGGAGUUUCAAGGACAACAAGAUGGACUCCUUUCCAGCCCCGGGCCAGACUUCGGCGGUUUCGCCGACAUUCCGCUGGAUCUGCGUAACUUCUCUGCGAGCACCAAAUCAGAUCUGGCUAGCUUCCCCAAGGACUGGCCGGAAGCAUUCUUCAUCUCUUUCCCUAUCGACAUGGGCUUCCCGACCGAUGGAUACAACUAUGCAAUGUUAUUUUGCACUCUCAUGACCCCCAUGUCUCGAGGAACUAUCAGUAUCAAAUCAGCCUCAAUGAAAGACAGCCCAGUGAUCAACCCGCGGUGGCUCACCUCCAAUACCGACGUUGAAAUAGCUGUCGCAGCAUUCCGACGUGUCCGACAAAUUCUGCAGAUGCCUAUCCUCCAACAAAACAUUAUCGUCGGGUCCGAGAUCACACCGGGAUCCGACGUGAGGUCUUACGAUGAGAUUCAUCAUUACUUGAAGCAGAAUUUUGCCUCCAUGUCCCAUCCGGCGUCUACCUGUCGAAUGGGCAAAGAUGGGGACAAGAAUGCAGUGGUGGAUUCCAAGGGUCGCGUUCAAGGUCUUGAUCACUUGCGAAUCGCAGAUGCAUCGACCUUCCGGUUCUUGCCUCCUGGUCUUCCUCUGGGCGUUGUCUACAUGGUCGCUGAAAAGAUCGCCGACGAUAUCAAGCACGCUCGUAGACAGCAGCAUUCCGAGUUGUGA